UAGCGGCGCCAGGCGGGCAGCAGGCAGGCAGCUCCGUGUGGCUCUAACGAGCGGCUAGCUGCCUAGCUAGCGAGUUAGCAGCACUCCAACUGCAUGCCCUGACAGAAAACUGCUCCAUCCCAGCUCUUUAACGGGCCAUGCGGUGCCCAGUAGCCCGCGCAUGCGCAGUACAAACCGGACGAUGACAUCAUCUGAGUAACCGGGCGGCCGACUGAAGGCGCCACACCGGUAGAGGGAGCCAUUUCUUUGCGCCUUUCUCAGAGAAAGAACCAGGUUCUGUGUUUGUUUUUGUUUUAUUGCGUUAGCCUUACUAAAUACAUCGAUUCACCAUAGGAAAUCUAUAAAUAAAAAAAUAUUAAAAAAGACAUAAUGAGUAACCUGUAACUGUUCAUCAUACAUACGUUCCGUUUGGCCUGUAUCCUGUUUACGCUUUAUCACCGUAGGGGGCGCUGUGCACCUAUUCAGCUGGUUUACAACCGCUCAUUAAAUCCACCGAAGAAGUAAACGCGGAAGAAUUGGCGACUCGGCGAGGCACUUAUGUAAUGAUGGUGUGGAAGGAGAUUCCAGCAGACAAUAUCACCCGUCCCUUGGGUCGCAAUGAGGUUAUCGGUUUACUUUUCCGCCUUACGAUAUUUGGUGCCGUCACCUAUUUUACAAUAAAGUGGAUGGUGGACGCUAUUGAUCCAACAAGAAAACAAAAAGUUGAAGCACAGAAGCAGGCAGAGAAACUCAUGAAGCAGAUUGGAGUACAGAACAUUAAGCUGUCUGAGUAUGAGAUGAGCAUUGCAGCCCAUCUGGUGGACCCAUUAAGUAUGCAAAUUACAUGGCGUGAUAUAGCUGGCCUAGAUGACGUCAUAACCGAGUUGAAGGACUCAAUCAUUCUACCCAUCCAGAAAAGUCAUCUGUUUGAAAGGUCAAAGCUGCUUCAGCCUCCCAAAGGAGUGCUACUCUACGGUCCUCCGGGCUGUGGAAAAACUCUGAUAGCCAAAGCUACAGCCAAAGAGGCCGGUUUCCGGUUCAUAAACCUGCAGCCCUCCACUCUGACGGAUAAAUGGUAUGGCGAGUCCCAGAAACUGGCCGCAGCUGUCUUCUCACUGGCCAUCAAGCUCCAGCCCUCCAUCAUCUUCAUUGAUGAAAUUGACUCCUUUUUAAGAAGCCGAUCCAGCUCGGACCAUGAGGCUACUGCCAUGAUGAAGGCUCAGUUCAUGAGCUUAUGGGACGGACUAGACACGGAUUACAAAUGCCAGGUUAUAAUUAUGGGUGCCACCAACCGCCCUCAGGAUCUGGACUCGGCAAUACUUCGCAGAAUGCCCACUAGAUUCCACAUUAAUCAGCCUAAUGUCAAUCAGAGAGAAUUGAUACUGAAGCUCAUCCUGGAGAAUGAGAAUAUUGAGCGUGGCGUGGACCUGCGUGAAAUAGCAAAGGGCACAGAUGGCUUCUCAGGAAGUGACCUCAAAGAGAUGUGUCGAGAUGCAGCUCUCUUCUGUGUACGGGACUUUGUGCAUGCUGAGGACAGGUCAGAAGACGACUACAUCCGACCCAUCCAGCAGACUGACCUGCAAAAAGCCAGUGAAAAGAUGAAAAAGUCCAAAACGGCAGGAAUAGCAAGUAUGCUGCUGGAUACAGCUCUGGACUGAUUCUGAUACUACUGGCCAGGGUAAAUUAUUCCCCAGAAGAUCAUAAUAAAUUUUGUAAGUUUAAAAUGUUUAUCAUAUAAUAUGGUUUGCCUAAGAAGGUGCUCUUGAAACAGCAUAUUUGGUCCAUCAACUUUCUCUUUGCAAUAUGUCUUUUUUGCUCUGUUUUUGCCACAUCAUAUUCUAUGCCUUUUAGGUAUUCGCUUUGCUAAGCACUUGCUGCAUGGUGUUUUAGGAGAAUAUUUAUAUAAUUGUACAGGCAACGUGUAUAUAAAGAACCUAGGCCAUAAUUAAUUUCAGACAGUAAAAAAAUAACGGAUAAGGAAGGGAAUAGGAUUCCCUUGUAUUUCUUCUACUUGGUUCAUUUAGGGAAGUAUGUUUACAGAUAGAGUGGAUUAUAUAAGUGUACACACCCCUGUUAAAAUUAGCAUGUUUUUGUGUUGUUUAAAAAUGUGAUAUAGCAACCAAUAAAUUUCCUUCUAAAGCCAUUCCUUUGUUAACUUUUGUGCUUUGAGUCAUUAGUGUGCAGGAAGGUGAAAUUUUCCUUCAGCUGUCCAACCGGAGGCCUGCAGGUUUGUAUGCCAAAAAUAGAUGCUGCCACCACCAUGCUUCUCUGUAGGUAUUAUGAAUUAUGGCCACAAGGUUCUAACUUGGUCUCAUCAUUUAGGAGCCUGUUCUCGGUUGUCACUGUGCUGCCCCAUUUUCUACACUCGUUGGUGAUGGCCUUCCUGGUGUUUCAUAGUAAAUUCAUACUGAUUGAUAGAUUUUAAUAAUGAUAUCCCGUACAGACUUUGUAAGCACAUCGUAUACAUGGUUUCAGCAGUCAGAUGAAACCAAGAUGAUGUCAAGAAAAUCCUACAGAAAUAGCUAAUAUUUAUUUGGGGUUCAUCUGAGUCACUGAAUGGGAUUGGUUAACUCCGAGUACAGCCACCUGCUCCAUUAUAAAAGGGUGUGCACACUUGUACAAGGUACUAGGUUAUUGUAGGUUUUUAAUUUUUCUUCCUAAAACAUUUUUGUUUUUCACUUGUAUUAUGUUGGUUGCUGUGUCACAUUAAAGGUGUAAAAAUAUCGGA
Molecule: messenger RNA, 2707 nt
Organism: Ictalurus furcatus (blue catfish)
Lineage: Eukaryota; Metazoa; Chordata; Actinopteri; Siluriformes; Ictaluridae
Gene: atad1b
Product: ATPase family AAA domain containing 1b
Exons: 11
Coding region: 543-1637 (364 amino acids)
Cellular component (GO): mitochondrial outer membrane
Molecular function (GO): ATP binding; ATP hydrolysis activity
Source: RefSeq, a predicted model, not a curated record